AUGGCUCCACCUCCUAUGCCGACUUCUCCUUCUCUCAAUAUCCUGCCUUCGAACCAGAGUGCUGUCAAUCACGUCUCUCCGCCACUGGCCUCUCCAAACAUGACCAGCACGACGACCGUGAUGGGGGAUAACACAGGUGUGGGCACUGGUCCAGGUCCUUUGAGACAUCCUCGACCACUUACUGCAGCGGAUUUGCAUUUGCAACUGGAGAAGGAACAAGAAGCUGUUGUCAACAGAUUGACACGAGAAUUGACCAUGCUUCGAGCAGCGCAAAACGCCUCAGUCGUCUCGAACACAUCUUCCACAUCAGCAGGUUUCCCCGACCCAGCAGACCACAACGCAAACCACCUGCUCUCCGGACCCAGCCAUCCCGCCCCCUCACAACGAAGACAUCACCGCUCCUCCUCAUCCACCAGCACGCGCAGCAAUACCGCAAUCGCCUCCCUCACAGGCCUCACAACCGCGCCUUCCACAACCGCAGACCGCACCCGCGGCUCCCUCCCUCGACACGACUCCAAUACCCAACCGGCCUCCAUCUCCCUCUCCCGCCAAAACUCCACAACCGGCUCCCGCCGCAGCGGAGCCUCGUCUCCUGCCCCUCUGUCCUCUGCUCAAUCAUCCUACCAACCUCACCCGGGCGACCAUUUCCCGUCCUACUACACCUCCCGUCCAAUCCCGCACCGGGACCCGAGCUCGAGUUCGCUGGCUAUGAUGAGUGGAGGCAGCGAGAUGGCGAGACAGGAUAGUAUUACCAGUCUGCAGACCACGGGGCGGUACGAGGAGGCGGCGUUCCAUCGACAUGAGUUGGAGGCUGUGAAGAGGGAGAAUGAGGCGUUGAGGAGGAGGGUUAGGGACUUGGAACGGACGUUGAGACAGAGGAGGCAGAGUGAUGCUAGUGUAGGCCGUGGCAGGAGCGAGAGUGUGAGUACGACGGCCAGUGUUCGGGAUAGGGAGCUGGGCGGUGCUGGCAGAGGGAGGGAGAGAGAGGUUGGUGAGGAGGAGGUUGUGCAGGUUGGGGAGAGUGCUAGGAGUGCGGGGCUCUGA
This is a messenger RNA of Mollisia scopiformis, 1044 nucleotides long. RefSeq lists its product as uncharacterized. The coding region runs from base 1 to 1044 and encodes 347 amino acids. The record is from RefSeq and is a predicted model, not a curated record. Lineage: Eukaryota; Fungi; Ascomycota; Leotiomycetes; Helotiales; Mollisiaceae. The transcript is spliced from 2 exons.